Messenger RNA from Hibiscus syriacus, 864 nucleotides. Its product is annotated as NEP1-interacting protein 1-like. The transcript is spliced from 5 exons. Lineage: Eukaryota; Viridiplantae; Streptophyta; Magnoliopsida; Malvales; Malvaceae. The record is from RefSeq and is a predicted model, not a curated record. The coding region runs from base 40 to 732 and encodes 230 amino acids.
AAUAAAUCCUUUCGCUGUUGUUUAGAUAUUUUUUUUGCAAUGUUGAAGGACUGGCUUCCACGAAUAUCAGAGGCAGCAUUUAGAUGUGGAGAAGCUGUUUCUUUCUGGGUUUUUGCUGAAAUGAGAGAUCUUGGGAUCGGCUUCUUGUUUAAGCUGUUGAACAGAUCAAUCUUUGCUGCUCUCCUCUGCGUUUUUGCUUUAGGAGGGGCGAUAGUGGGAACUGUAGUAGGAGCAAUGAAAGGGCAAACAACAGAAACUGGGUUCUUCAGGGGAGCUGGAAUUGGAGUUGUCACUGGUGCAAUCACAGCAGUUCAGUUGCUGGAAUCAUUGGCUGAUGGGGAGUCAUUGUCUAAGGUGGCCUUAUUGGUUAGCUUAGUAGAUGGGAAGGUUUUCAUUGAAUGGGUAAGCCCAGCAGUGCUAAAAGCUUAUCAAUGGCAGAUGAAUUCACUUGACUCAACGUACAGAGAGAUCUCGGACAUAUAUGAUGUAAAUGGAGGAAAGGGUUUAUCUAGAAGUUGCAUUCAAAAGCUUCCUAUUGAGGUGAUGAUCAAAUCAAGGGACGGAUCUUCUUGUUCAAUUUGUAUACAGGGACUAAAGGAUGGAGAAAUGGCAAGAAAUCUACCGAGAUGUGGGCACAUAUUUCACUUGAAGUGCAUAGAUGAAUGGUUAAGCAGGCAAGGAACUUGUCCCAUGUGUAGAGAGCAUGUUCUUAGUUAUGGUGAUGAAUUGUAAAUAAUCAAAUUUUGAUUCACCAAAAGUUGAGGGUUUUCUUUUUAGUUGUAUUGCCGAUCUACUGUUUGAAUGGGGAAUUAAUGAUCCCAAAAAAAAUACUAUAAAAUGAUGUCGCGUGUGUGUUUAGGAUAA